AUGCCCGAAGCCACAGUCCACGGUUACCUGUUCAAACCAACUUUACCGCGCAUCUGGAACCUCGUCUUCGACUUUGACAAUAUUGUUUGUCUUCCAGGCUUCGGUAUCAGUAUCAUAAUUAUGACUUGGGUCUUUGGCUGGCCUCUCUACAACGACGACGCGCUCAUAAUCGCGAAGACACACAAUCUUGUCAAGUCGGACCCGAACGCGAGAGAUGAUCGGCGCAUCCAAGCAGCCCACCAGUGGGUCCUCGACCAGAUCGGCAUUGUCCCUGUGCUCUCCUGCUGGGUCAACGACGUCCCGGAGGUCGUAUACGCUGUGUAUGUCGACUAUGGCGACAACCGCUAUCCUCCGACCGAUCUCAUCCGAGAGAACAUGACAAUGACCGGCAAGCAGUACCGUCGCCUCAAGAAAGCGAUGCCACUCAAGGAUUUCGGCUGGUACCAGCACAACGAUCCGUCCUGCGAACUAUACGGAGAGUUGGUUGACAAGGACGAGGAUGACAGUGACGAGGGCAGUGAUGAGGGUAGCGACACGGAUGGCGAUGGAGAAGACGAUGUUGAUGAUACGUCGAUGAACACUGCGAACGACGAAGAAGACGCGGCUGGGAGCGACAAUGAGACAGUCACCGACGGUGUAGUUUCAAGGUUGGACUCGCCCUCGGAGUCGGACUCCUGCCCCUCUAGGGUAACUCAUUCACUACCGACGUAUUUCGAUACGCGUUGCACCAUCACCGAACCACAGCCUUGA
Molecule: messenger RNA, 750 nt
Organism: Fomitopsis serialis
Lineage: Eukaryota; Fungi; Basidiomycota; Agaricomycetes; Polyporales; Fomitopsidaceae
Exons: 3
Coding region: 1-750 (249 amino acids)
Source: RefSeq, a predicted model, not a curated record